CGAUCGUCAGCAGCCUGCGAAUCCACGGGCUGUCAAUCGCCGCAAGCUGCGAUAGCUUUAAUGUCGCCGGCCUUAUUGGCCAUGGUUCGAUGAUUCAGGAGCUAGCAGCGCGCGCGGGGCUCUCGCUCGCGCUAACGGUGUUGCUCUUGUGCAGCAUUCUGCGCGACGCAGCGGGAUCGCGUAGACCAGCUCUGAGAGAUGAAGACCUAGUGCUUGUGAGGGCAACAUGCGAAAAGCGGCUGGACCUGGCGCACGCGACAGCCCGCGCCGGCCGGCCCUCCUCCGCCCUGCGGGUGGUGUAUGUGGUGGACACGCCGGCCCUGGCCGCGCGCCUCAACGGCCACGUGGCCCGCGAGCCCCGCCUCAACGAGACCUACCUGUCGUGGCCCGACCGGCCCGACCCGCGCAAGCCGGGCGACUCCCGCGUGGCUAUGGCGCCGUGGCUGUCUCACAAGGCUCUGGGCGGCGGCGGCUACAAGUGGCUGUUGUACGGCGACGACGACACCUACUUCUUCCUGGACAGUGUGCGGGAGCUGCUGCGGGACUACGACCCAGACCUGCCGUACGUGGUCACAGACGUGCUGUGGCACAAGCGCAAGCGCUACCUGAGUGAGGCGCCGCGCUGCCUGCCCUGUCACGUGGAACCGGCAUACGUGGAGAAGGCCAAGAUGCGGCCCGACAAGGACCCGCCCAAGCGGCCCGCCGGGGCGCCGUCGCUGCAAUUCCAUCAGCCGCCCAUACCGCCGCCCGGCUGCCCAUGCACGCCCGAGCUGGCCUGCGAGUUCACACUCAACGUGACCGGCGGCCGCCAGGCACUGACCAAGCCCAUACCGCGGAAAUGGUCGCCCGAGACCAAGUACUGGGGCUUCCCGGAGGGCUACCCCUCCAAGUGUGACUACCCGCACUUCCACGGGGGCUCCGGCGUGCUCGUGUCGGUGGGCGCCAUGCGGAAGGUGUCGUAUGAGGCGGCCCUCGAGUGCUACUACGACGACACAGACAAGCUUACCGCCAAGCCCGGCAGCCUUAAGGCCGACGCGCACGGCGACCGCAUGACCAGCCUGUGCUUCUGGAUGAACGGCGUGGCGCUGACGGACCCGGGGCUGGGGCUGAGCCAGCACGAGCACAUGAACCAGGCGGGCCACGUGUUUGACAGCCGCGCCGGGUCCAUCGGCGCCCUGGAGCGGGCGCUCAAGGAGCCCCUGAGCGAGGCAUGGCUGUGGUCCAUCAUGUUCAUGGGUGCAGUGCAUGUGGGCCACCACGCCAAGUCCAUUGACAUGACCUGGCAGCUGGCGCAGCUGUACCCGAAGGCGCGGGCGUAUGCGCAGGAGGAGCUCAAACGGAAGGGCGUGCUGCGGCUGGGCGAGCUGGACGCACAGGUGCUGCGGCGCGGCGGGAAGUGGACGUGGGACGCAGACGGAGGCCGGUGGGAUUGGGCGCCGGGGCCAGGUGGCAAGGAGGAUGGGGAGGAAGAGGAAGAGGAGGAGCAUGGGGCCGCGGGGAAGGCAGCCGCUUUGGCGACGUGGAAUGACGUGGAUGCGGCCUUGGGCGGGGCGUGAAGCAGAGCAGGGUGGCGCGGGCAGGCAGGCGGUUAGGGCGGCUGGACAGCAGGCGGACGCAGGAUGGUAGACGGUGUGGGCCCGCCACACCCAGCGGUGACUGUGAGGUGUUUGUGAGCAAGGGGUUUGCCAAGACUGUGGAUACCCCAGGGCAAGCGGGCUGCUGAGGGUGGCAUGUGGCUGUGGUCACGAGUGAUAC
Molecule: messenger RNA, 1755 nt
Organism: Chlamydomonas reinhardtii
Lineage: Eukaryota; Viridiplantae; Chlorophyta; Chlorophyceae; Chlamydomonadales; Chlamydomonadaceae
Exons: 14
Coding region: 90-1556 (488 amino acids)
Source: RefSeq, a predicted model, not a curated record